CACGUAUCGUAUUGUUUUUGCAUUGUGUUUUAGAAUUAGUUUGAAGCCGCAGACUGACGAGUCCAAAAUACACAUCGUUGUUGCUCUCUGUUUGAAGCGUCGGGCAACUGUAAAUAAUUUAACGGAGAGGACCUCUGAACGGCGUGUUUCUGUUAUGUUAAUGGCGACCAUAAUAUUAUGCUUUCAAGAGACAUUUUGAAGCAAUGUUUGGUUUAUCGUGAUCCGAGAGUUGGAGGUAAAAGUUUGCGUCAAGCCUGUGUGGAAAUAUCGCGGAAGUUAGGGUGCAAACUGAAUCAGAUCAAGAAAGCUUAAAAUCGACCAACCGAGGAUAACAAGUGGGGGACAUAAUUUUUUGGCAUGGAGACGUACUCCUUUGCUAUGAAUGACAACAACGAAGUUAAGUGUACAGAUAUUGUUAGAGUGUCCGAUGUUUUACGUUCGUUUCUCGCUUCUCCAGAAGACGCUUCUGAAGACGCAGCCAAGUUUGCCAAGAGUUUUUUCCCAGGAGGUGAAAACGUACUGUGUGAUUUGAUAUCCAAGAUCUCAGUUCGAUUUAGUAAUAACAGCUUGUCGCAAAAUGGCACCAGAGUAGAAACAUCUAAAGCACAAGAAAUUUGUAAUUACUCUACUCGGCAUGAUUGCCGGGAAAUGCUAAGCCGGGAAAAAGAUGCUCGCUGUCAAGGUGGAAAAAUCUGUACACACUUGCUCGAUUUCAUCGUCCUGUUGAUGGCUGCGGUUGGAAACUUUACAGCGGCAACAGUUGAUGAAACAAGCCAGAAAUCUGAGAGAAAAUCUAUUCCUGUUGACUUGACGGAGGAGGAGGAGAGGACAGAAAACUCUUUUAAAUCCUUCUCGCUGAGAAUAUGGAAAAGAGGAGUACAGAGUACAUCACUAUUUAAAGACAAAAAAACAAAUGGAACACCUAAAUAUGAUAAAAGUAGCCAAUGUAACGACGUUAUUACAUCUGAGAGUGCUUACAGAGAAAAUAAUGAGAAAAAUACAAAUGAGAAGGAAGCUCUCAAAAGCGAAAAACAUGAAGUGAAAUUCACGGAAGAAGAAACAAAAUGGACAGCUCUGGUUGGUGCCGUCCAUCAGGAACAGUCAUCAGAUGGCGAAAAUGCACACAGACACUACACUCAUAAGAGCAAAGACAAUACAGAUGCAGGUGAUUCGCAACGGAAAACAUCUAAAAGAAAACUUCCACAUUUGAUAGACAGCUUUUUCAAUUCGGCUUCAGUUGAUGUCGAGGCUUCGGAACCUAGGGAAUCAAAAUGGCUGGAAAAAGUUAGAAACUUACAAGAAGAAAAAGAGGCGAUAACGAGAGAAAACUGUGCUCUUCAGUCUCAAGUAAACGGGUUAUUCCGUGAAAACAAUGAAAUGAAAAGUUUCCUAAGGAAACAGCAAACAGAGAUAGAGAGUUUGAGUCAGGAAUACGGUCUGCUUCAGAUAAAAUUAGAAGAGCAGGAACAAAGCACUCGACACCAGACAUUUCUACUGAAUUCUCGUCUAGAACGACUUCAAAAUGCGAAGCUUAUAGCUGAUCAGCGAUGCUUAAAUUUAAGCCUCAAACAAGAACGUCUUGUUGUCUAUGAAGAGCAUGUUACGAUGAUCUGUCUCCGUGUCAUUACAACAGUAAGAAGGGAGUUGCAAGACACAAAGGCGCUGUUCGAUGAUCGACCGAGGGAAAGAUGUUCUGCUACUAUGACAAACAUGGCAUGGGAUGACUGUCAAGUAAACGGGGAGGGGAUGACAUUACUUGAUGUCCACAAGAACCUUCAAAAAGAAGUGUUGGAACUAGUCGAAAGGUACAGAACCAUCAAACAGGCACUGGCUACAGCUAGAGACCAAGGAACACACGAAAAUCAUUAUGACGAACAAGUGAUGUUAGACAACAAUUCAACCACAGAAUCAGAUUCUAGUUGUUAUGUAGUUCGCCAUCACUGUGCUCAUGGAAAUGAAGGAUGUCUAUUCUUUAAUCUGGAAAAUGAAUGCGUUAGGUGUGAGCGAUGCAACCGAGAAAUAUCUUUUAGGAUGGGAGUCAAAACAAAUAGAAAGGGUAACAAAGCCAAGCAACGACUAGGAAAACAAUUUUACAUGUCAUAAAAGACUUUUCAAGGAAACAAUAUAAAGAUAUUUCAGAACAGUGGCUAACUCCAUGACUCAAUCAGUUGCUUCAUCACUAUUAGAUGUUAUCAUAAUUAAUUUGGAAGCAUGCCUUAAAAGCCAUCCACAUGAAGCAUGCACGCCACAGCAGUUGCAAACCCUGAUAAUAGUUCUGAGAAGUAGUAAUAGUGCACUAAAAAACUUUGAUAGAGUAAUGUUACUGAAACGAUUGUCGAAAGUAAUACGAGAUUGCUUUAGUUUUGCUUUACUUUGCUCUGUAAUAUUGUUCGACAAAACUUACGCCAUCCUCACGCAAUCAAUCAGCAGAUGCAAAACGUAAGUCAAUUAUGACUUGGUUUUACUCACGUUUUCUGGCGCUUUACGCUGUUGGCUUAUUUUGUUCUUAUUGGCUCCUUGUGGUGUGUUCCCCUGUGUACAAAUGGUGGUUGUAAUUACUUUGAUUUUGGAUAAAGACACUAAAUCAAAAAGCGCCCUAAGAAAUGAGCUGUAAGCAAAUGUAGUCCGGCCUUCUCUGUAGUUUAGUUGAGAGAUUUUAAUUUUUCCUGCGCAAAUUAAACAAGAAAAGGAAAACGAAACAAACAGUGAAAAACAAAAAGUCUAAUGAUACCAAGCGUAAGAAGGGUGCAACAAUGCUGUGUGAUUCUCCAAAUUUUUUCAAAAUUUAGAUUCCUAUUAUUAGCAGUAUUUACAUUUUAACAAUUGCAAUGAAUCGUGCGAAUCAUUUGUUUGUUUUUAGUUUUUCUCU
Molecule: messenger RNA, 2869 nt
Organism: Pocillopora damicornis (cauliflower coral)
Lineage: Eukaryota; Metazoa; Cnidaria; Anthozoa; Scleractinia; Pocilloporidae
Source: RefSeq, a predicted model, not a curated record